AUGCCAACCUACUCAAACGUGAGAAUCUCAUUACUGACAACGCCGGAAGAAAAAAAGAAGGCACUUGAUGUCCGCAUCGCUGUAUUUGUGCAUGAACAAAAGUACCCCUUGGAAACAGAAAUUGGCGGAGAAGAACCUCGUUUAGACGAGAUCUCUACUCAUUGGGCUGCUAUUGCUGAUAGAGAAAACGAUGAUGGAUCUAUAGAAAAGGAUGUAUAUAUUGGAACUGUUCGAUUAAUUCCUACUGAAGGCAAUAUUGCCAAACUAGGACGUCUUGCUGUCCUUUCUGAAGCUAGAGGGCUUUAUGCUGGUCAAAACCUAGUAAAGAAUUUCGUUGAAUAUUGUAAAAGUAACGGGUACCAUGCUAUUAAGCUUCAUGCACAAUACCCUCGACGUAUGUUUUAUGCUAAACUCGGAUUUACUAUUGAGGAAGGGGAUGAUGACAUUUUUGAUGAAGACGGAACCCCUCAUGUCAGAAUGUGGAUGCGUAACUUGCGCAGUUGA
This is a messenger RNA of Rhizopus microsporus ATCC 52813, 504 nucleotides long. RefSeq names its product acyl-CoA N-acyltransferase. The coding region runs from base 1 to 504 and encodes 167 amino acids. Gene Ontology annotation, molecular function: N-acetyltransferase activity. The transcript has 2 exons. NCBI's taxonomy places the organism in Eukaryota, Fungi, Mucoromycota, Mucoromycetes, Mucorales, Rhizopodaceae. The record is from RefSeq and is a predicted model, not a curated record.